GUUUGUGUGAGAGAAACAGCCAGGAGGAAGAGGGACAGAAGAGUAUGCGUUUCACCUCCUGUGAUCAGUUUUCCUUGGAGAUCCAUCAUCGGCAGCAUCUGUGGAGGAGAGCAGGAAGAAAGUGGCUAGAUUCUUCUCCCAUCACAAACCAGAACCUCAAACAAACACAAAUUCAUCGUUUCAUGACGGCGUGCUGAAUUUGUGCAUAUCUCUGGGUGAAAUCAGUCACUUUAAUGAAAUGGACGCCCCUCUUUCCACACCCUUUAAUAUCAAGAUCUGUGAGGUGACUUGUGACUCUUUUCGCAUCAUGUGGGACAUGGCCCCCGAGGAUUCAACCAGAGCUACACAUUUCUUCAUCGACCUGAGCCGCAAAGAGAACAGGGACCCCAACCGCUUCAAACACAGGGAUGUGCCCACCAAACUGGUGGCCAAAGCUGUUCCUCUCCCCAUGGCCGUUAGGGGACACUGGUUCCUCAGCCCGAGUACGGAUUACUGUGUGGCUGUUCAGACGGCUGUCAAGCAACCGGACGGCGACUACCUGGUGUCAGAGUGGAGCCAGAUAGUGGAGUUCUGCACGGGAGAUUAUGCUAUGGAACACCUGCAGCAACUCCUUGACAAGGCCAAAGGUUCUGCAGGGCGGCUGCUGAAAUUCUCUGUGUUCUAUCGCAACCAGCAUCCAGAUUACUUUGACUAUGUCAGGAGAGAAUGCGGUGGACUGAUGCGUCCAGCCCUAAAAGACACCAGCGGGAGUCACGGCUCUCCUAUUAAUGGCAAACUGCAUGGAGUCUUCUUCAGCUGCAACACAGAGUUUGAUACGGGGCUCCCUCCCAGAGACUCUCCGUACGGACCCCUGCGAUUCCAGAUCCCAGCUGGGUACCUGCUGAACCCUAACAUCUGCCUGUAUUUUGCUGACUUUUACUGUAUGUACACAGCGUACCACUACGUAGUCCUGGUGCUGGCCCCCAUCGGCACAGAGGGAGAUGCAUUCUGCCGCAGCCGCCUCCCCAUGCUGGAUUUAACCUCCAAUCCCUUCCUGACCUUCACUGCCCCCAAGAGGCAGGGGGAGGAGCCUCUGUACUGCCACGCUAGUGAUGUCAUCCUGGAGGUGCUAUUCACCGAGCCGAUUCCCUUGGAUCAGGGCGCUGUGGAGCAGAUCAGCGGGCACCACCAGCUAAUGAGUCUAACCACAGCCAACGCAAAGAAAGAUCCGAGCUGCAAAGUUUGCAACAUCAGCGUGGGGCGCUGAUGAACCAGUGCAGGACACAUGUGUGUUUAAGUCUGUGGCGCAGAGACACACAGCUGGACAAGACUAUAAAACAUCAGGUUGUUGAGACAGGCACAUCCUGGGACUUGUCAAAGCUGCCUCCACCUUCCUUCCUGCCUGAAGUAGAAGUGUUUUUAAAAACCGAUCCCUUGGAAAAAUCUAUGUAGCACAAAUUCAACAUGAUCCCAGCAGGGGAAACAAGUAAUAUUCAUACAAAGCCUCUGUAUGGAUUUAAAAAGUUAUCCCUUGAUGGGGUUUAGGUGCUCUCUUUUGUUGUUUGAUGUUUUCCACUUAUAACAUUAUAUCCACCUUCCUAAGACGUUGCCUUGUUUGAGAUAAAGUAUUAUGAACAAUGCAAAAGUACUCAUCCCAUUAACUUCCUUCAUGCAAUGUCUUGCCAGAUUUUCUUACUGAUCAAACCUUAAAGAACACGUUCACUCAUUUUCACCACAUCUGCAGUGGUCUCUAGUAUAAAAGUGUCUUGUGAGUCGAUCUCCAUGAAAAAAUGUUCUGACCUUCCUGUUUCAGGAAGUGACAGUCAGAGGGGUAGGAAGCAGAAGAGGGUUUGGAGUCUUACUUCCUGAUUUUGAGAUAUCUUGUCUCUGAUUGGCUAACAGCAACAUGACUCUACCGCUAACUUUGUUUAUGUUCAUUAUUAUCUCCACAAAUAACACAAGCCUGGAGGAGUUCUGCUGUGGUGGGGAGAUGCUAAUGCUAACAGUUAGCUUCUACUAGCUAAGACAUAUGCUCUGCUCUCCUGGAAGCUAAAUCAACAACAGACUUCCCCCGUUACGAGGUUACUGUGACAUAGAUCUGACAGGCUUUUCUAAUCCGAGCGUUUCAUCCUGUCUCUUUUCUAUCGGCGGCUUAUGCAGGAAACGGGGUGGAAGACUUUUUUCACGUUCAGCCUGAAUGUGAAACUCAAAGUGACCGAUUGUUUUACAAAAAAUGAAAAACUGUUUCUCGGUGAACUUGCUCUUUAAUGUGACCUCAUGUGCAUGAAUCACUGCUACGCUUGUUUUUACCUUCGGUCUGACGUGUCCACACACCUUCCUGCUUUUAAAGCUAACAUCAGUGUAUUAUUUAAAACUAGCAAACACUUUUAAAGUAAAAUAAAUGCAGCGGGGUUAUGUGUGAGAGAAUAAUAAUGAGGAGUGGUUCGGAGGUCUGUACACAAGUCUCAGCUAAGAUUAGCUUGUUCCCUGCUCUGGGCCCAGUGAUCUCUGACCUUUUUGGUGAUGCCAUCUAUGCCUCAUAGCGAAAGGGAUCCCUCUCUGUUGCACAACAGUAAUUCACAAAAUUUAGACACUAGAGAGCAGAGUGAAAAACUACAACAGAUGACUUUAAUAAUUUUAUUCAAACAAAAAAGAAAAUGUCAUAAAAAUGUGCACAUUCCAACUCACAUGCGUGGUAAAUCUAGUGACCAAAGGUGGGGUUGGCUAUGCCCUUUCACUUAGACCUUUGCCGUGGCAGAGGUGUGAGCUCACACACACCAGGAUGCUGUAAUUCUGUCCGUUGUUAUUGUCCCAGAAGGGCUCACUCUGCCCAGCAGGCAAAUACAUUAAACAGAACUCGAUCUUCCUCUUGGCGUCCAGGACUUUAGGAAUAGCUACUUCAAAUUCAAAGAUGUCUGUCUGCGGGCCUCCAAAGCGUUUCUGCAGGUAUGUGCAUGGUACGUCCCUGUGGCUGUGCCAGGAGUCAAAGGUAAUGUGGACACGCACGUUUUUCUGGAAGCUGAUGUUCCUGACCCGGACAGUACCUUGUAGGGCUUGCUCAUUAACGGUGCAGCUCUCCAGGAUCACCAUGCUUUCUGCCAGCUUGGCCCGAAAGGCCUGGAAAUCUAAAGAGGGCUGCGGGAAGCCAAGUUUGAGUUGUGUCCCUGGGCAGCAGGUGCUGACGGUGCAGCUGUAGCCGUCCCCCGUCAUGCUUCCCAAACCCUGCAGCGAGGGCAGCAGGCCGAGUUCAGACUGGUCCUCUUCAUCGGAGAACACUCGUUCAUCUGCUAGAGAAAACCCUAAAGAGUCUGCAAACACCACAUGCUUGUUCUUGAUCGGGAACAGAACAUCAUCAUAGACGUCCUCCUCCAAGUCAUCGAAGAAAGAUGAGGACAGAAGAGUCUGGUGUCGCGUGACGUUGGCAGGCUGCUCUGAUACCGGAUUCCGGAUGCAAGGCCGCAGGGGCUUGAGUAUGGGAACCCACACAUGAGGACACAGCUGUUUACGCUGGUUUAAGCACAACCUGACGGCGAUCUCCACCAGUCCGGCCGUCUGGGCCAUCGACCCCAGGCCAACCACUGGCAGGACACUUGCAAGGAUGUAAAACAGGGAUUUCAAUAAGAACUGCUGGUUUAACUCUCAGGUGCAUAAAAUGCAUCAAGUCAUGGUGACUUAUUUUACCCUCACUUCAAAAGAAGGUAAUUCAUCACGGUUCAGGACUUACGCUGGACUCGUCAUCCUGCUUCUGGGGUCACAGGAAUGUUGUCCUCAAUGUUAGGCUGCAGUUUGAGAAAACGGAGAACUUUUAUGCCAGAAAUACCAUAAACGUGAUCAUAAAAACGGUAAAGCUUCAGAUUUACACUCAUAAAUAAAACCGUAUGCCACGAGAUUAAAAACUCAAAAGCAAAUCUUCAAAAAAAUCUCACCUACAAACUCAGAUGAGCAGCAGGUUAAAGUGCCACUUUUAUCCUUCUACCCACCGAGGAAUCUGGUACCAAGUCCUAUUUAUACCGGCUCAUCAAGGAAGUCAUGUAGUAGACUCCGCCCACCUCAGCCUCCCGACCAAUCAGCCAAAAGGUUUGUUGUGCUCCUUUAACGUUUUAAUAUGCCUAAUAGCAUUUGUUCUUGUUGAAAGCAAUAUGUUCCUGUUUAAAUGUUUGUUUCUUAAAGUUGACUUUGAUGGUAAUAAAAGACAUAAAUAAGGUC
Molecule: messenger RNA, 4185 nt
Organism: Nothobranchius furzeri (turquoise killifish)
Lineage: Eukaryota; Metazoa; Chordata; Actinopteri; Cyprinodontiformes; Nothobranchiidae
Gene: phyhip
Product: phytanoyl-CoA hydroxylase-interacting protein
Cellular component (GO): cytoplasm
Molecular function (GO): protein binding
Source: RefSeq, a predicted model, not a curated record